Molecule: messenger RNA, 3090 nt
Organism: Ctenopharyngodon idella (grass carp)
Lineage: Eukaryota; Metazoa; Chordata; Actinopteri; Cypriniformes; Xenocyprididae
Gene: insyn1
Product: inhibitory synaptic factor 1
Exons: 7
Coding region: 1995-2939 (314 amino acids)
Biological process (GO): inhibitory postsynaptic potential
Cellular component (GO): postsynaptic density
Source: RefSeq, a predicted model, not a curated record
AACCACUAUUGUUAUGCGUGACCACUGAUAUUUCACACACAGGAUUUUCUCUGUAACGUCUCUCCAUCGUGAGCCUCUAUAAUUUGGUAUCUGAUUUGUUUUAGAGAACUGCUAUUGGAUUUCCAGCUCCAAGAUGAAGAGAAAUUUUGAAGGAGCCUUUAGAUGCAGUGAAAGACUUCAAUUAUCUUUACUGUUAUGUGACAUCUAAAGGAGAGCUACAGCGGAGGACAAGAUUUCCACAGAUUAAAGACUUCAGUACUGAGCUUGGCCGCAAACACACCCCUAAAUUACAUUAUGUGGAAAAGAGCAGCCAGGACAUUCUUCAAAAUCUCUUCUUUCGUGUUCCACGGAGGCAGUGAGAGAGCCGUCUCCACGAGCAGCCAAAGCCUGUCCAUAAACUCCAGCCUCUUCCUCCCUCCAUCUGGCAGGAGGGACAGAGAGAGAGAGAGAGAGAGAGGGGGGACCAGAGUGAGCGUGUAUCCACAGGGUUUCAAAUCGGAGGCAAAGGCAGCAUCCCUCCCUCAGUCAGAGACUGUCGUCACGGCGACAGGAGGUGUCUGUUCCACAGCAGCAUCACCGGAGAGACGGAAUGCGAAGCAGAAUCGGAAGCUAGUGGUCGCCGCAGCAACAAGAGCAUCCGAGGAGUUCCACGCAGGAAGAAGCCAAGGCUGCUGGGGGCUCCAAAAGAAAGGGGAACCGGGGGCCAAUCUUUCAUCCACCACCUCCACCCUCGCUCCUCCUCCGCUGAAGGACAGCUCUGAAUGAACCCUCCUUCUGACGGUGGGCGAGUGUGGCUGGACGCACAAGUGAAAGGAAAGACAUAAAAGAGUGGGAUUGUGUGUGGGAAAGGGAGAGAGGAAGACGCCGUGUGACAGUCAAUUGAUGGUGACUGACGUGGCGACAAAACGGACAGGAUGAUCCGAGCUCAGCCGAGCCGAACACUGUAUUCCCGUUGUUCCUCAGGAGGGAGGAGAGGCAAACCUGCACGCACUUUCUACCACUGACCAGGGGAGAGGUGAGAGCGAGAAAGAGUGCGAGAGAUGAAGAGUAUUUCCACGGGGGCCGGUGAGAUUCAAUUUGGUGUUGUGACAAAUUGUCUCCUGCCAAUUUCGGCAGCAGCAGCAGCAGAGGUUUGAAGGGUCAAGCUCUCCUGUUUCAUUCUCUUCCAAUCCUCCUGGAGGGCAAAAGACAUGGAAUUUACCUCCUCUGAUGAUUUUUUGAAGAACACAGCGCUAUUCAAAAAGGGCAUCAAAGGGAACUAGAUCUCUAUCCAUCUAUGAAAUGGGUGAGAAAUGUUUCUCUGACCCGGAGGAAAGGAUGCACCAUUUCGUCUGACACCCCGUGGGAGAUUACGUGUGAAACAUCAUCACAGCACUUAUUAUCCAGUUGAAGGAAAAGGAAAGUUGGAAUAUUUCAUCUUUUGGUUUUGGUACUUCAAACACAAGCAAAAAGACUCUUUUUUUAGUCAUUCUCUGAAAGAAAUGCAACUUUGGGAGUUUCCUUUUUCUUCCUAGUUUGGAUUUUAUGAGAGUUUGCAGUGGGCAACAUGAGGAUCAAUCGCUGAACACAAGCCAUGUCUUCAUGGAAAAGAAGAAUUCUGCGUCAUAGACAUCAGCUUUCCAUCCAAGGACUCAUACAUGCACACUAAACGCAAGCUACGGUGAAAUGAACCACUCUUUGUUUCUUCAUCCUGGAGUGUGUAUUUCUCGGAUAUAACGUCCUUCAAUGAUUCCAGCACCUUCCGUUCCAUCCGCGUCUGUCCGCCGAGCCCCGAGAUGCCCCGCAGUACACAGCAAGACGAGGCUUGACCCCAGACCCAGCGAGGUCUCUCGGCUGCCCAGGCGUAUUUAAGAUGUUGAACCCUUCCCGUGUGGCCCGAGCCCCAGAUCGGAUCAGUAGCACUGCGGCUCCCGGAGGCCCCAGACAUGGAUCGUGGCUCGGCUCGCCCCUGCCCUCAGCGCUCCGCACCCCGGCCCGUGAGCAGCCUGUGAAGGAUGUCCCAGAGCGGAGCUCCAGCCCGGGAACCCUCUGAGACCCCCAGUCAGAGAGAACAGAUCCGCAGCCACAUGAAGAUGGUGAUCGAGCAGCUGGAAGGAAUCCUCAAGGAGCUGAAAGAUGUGGCACAUGAACUGCGGGAGGUGGUGGGUCAGAUCGACAAACUCACAUCUGAUUUCGACUUCGACCUGGAGCCUGACGACUGGACGGUGGCGACGGCGAGCAGCACUUCGAGCAGCGAGCGUGGCCUGGGUGAGGCCUUCAGAUUGGACUUCCUCGGCCAGGACAUGCUGUCAGACAGCUGGGACUUCUGCAACUUCCUGGAGGCGUCCAACGCAGCGAACCGGAAAGCACACAGGGAGGAGACGGACGAGGGCCAAGGGAGGCCGUCAUCAUCCGUGCCUACGCCCGCCACCGCCAGCGUCUACUCGCAGAUGAACGGGGGUCUCCCCAUCCCCAACGGACCUUUAAUCAUCACGCCGGACUCCUCCAGUGAAGAGGCGUCCAGCUCCACGCACAGCCAGAAAACCUCCCGCACGUCCGGGACCAGAGAGCGGGUCCGCUUCAGCGACAAGAUCCUUUACCACGCCUUGUGCUGCGAUGACGACGAAGACGAGGACGGUGGCGAGGAAGACGAUAAAGGCGACUGCGGAACCCCGGACACGGACAGUGAGCCCAGUCCUCUGGCUUGUUCGCCGGUCCCACCGCUGUCCUCCUCCGAUCACCCGCAGGGACUCUACAACUGUCGGGAAACGGCGUCCGCGGGCCCCUCGCCCGUGAAGAUGCCGGUGACGGGCUCUCACACGCUACCCAGGAAAGGUCUUCUCAACCCGGGCUGCCGGAAAAAACUGUUACGGAACAGCAGCACACAAACGGUUUCGGAUAAGAGCACUCAGACUGUCCUGCCAUACGUCCCCGCCAAACAGAAAAGCAAGGACCUCUGAGAGAACGGACGACUUUGCAUAUACAAAACAAGAACUGAGACAGGAUUACAAAGAACUAUAUACUAUUUAAUAUUAAAUACAUAGAUAAUAGAUUAAAAAAAAAAAAACAAUAAAUGAAUUACUAAAUAAAUUAUAUAUGGGAAAAUUUCAA